UACUCUGAUCUGGAACAGUGCCACGGCGAGACGACGCCCAGGAUAAGAGACCGGAACGCGCAGCCACAAGCAGAGCAGCCUCGCCGCGGCCACGUCUCGCCUCCCAUGGCCACCAGCUCCGCCGCCACCGCCUCCCUGCACCUCCUCCUCCCAGCCUCCCGCCGCCGCCGCCUCCUCGUCCCUCGGGCCACAACCCACUCCAACUCCGACCCCACCGCCGUCGACCGCCGCCGUUUCAUUGCCCACACUGCCGCCGCAGCCGCCGUUGCCCCUCUCGUCCUGCCUCGAUGGACUCCUACCGCCCGGGCGGACGACGCGCCGGCGCUCUCCGAGUGGGAGCGCGUCUUCCUGCCCAUCGACCCCGGCGUCGUACUCCUCGACAUCGCCUUCGUCCCAGACGACCCCUCCCACGGUUUCCUCCUUGGGACUAGGCAGACCAUACUGGAGACCAAAGAUGGUGGAAACACCUGGUUCCCUCGCUCCAUCCCUUCCGCUGAGGACGAAGAUUUCAACUACAGGUUCAACUCUGUAAGCUUCAAGGGCAAAGAAGGCUGGAUCAUCGGCAAGCCAGCUAUUCUGCUGCACACCUCAAAUGCUGGAGAGAGCUGGGAAAGAAUACCUCUCAGUGCCCAACUUCCUGGGAACAUGGUUUACAUAAAAGCUACGGGGGAGCAGAGCGCGGAGAUGGUUACCGACGAAGGGGCAAUCUAUGUUACUUCCAAUCGCGGCUACAACUGGAAGGCUGCCGUGCAGGAGACUGUUUCGGCUACUCUCAACAGAACAGUUUCAAGUGGCAUUAGCGGUGCAAGUUACUACACUGGGACUUUCAACACGGUGAACCGGUCACCUGAUGGACGCUACGUGGCUGUAUCCAGCAGAGGGAACUUCUAUCUGACAUGGGAGCCUGGGCAGCCAUUUUGGCAACCACACAACAGGGCGGUGGCACGGAGGAUUCAGAACAUGGGGUGGAGAGCAGACGGUGGGCUUUGGCUGCUGGUGCGCGGUGGUGGACUCUUCCUCAGCAAAGGAACUGGGAUAACUGAAGACUUUGAGGAGGUGCAAGUGCAGAGCCGGGGGUUUGGAAUUCUUGACGUCGGCUAUCGCUCGCAGGAUGAGGCUUGGGCUGCUGGUGGGAGCGGCGUCCUGCUCAAGACCACAAACGGAGGGAAGAACUGGGUGCGUGACAAGGCUGCUGACAACAUCGCUGCCAACCUCUACUCCGUCAAAUUCCUUGAUGACAGGAAAGGCUUUGUGCUCGGCAACGACGGCGUGUUGCUUCGAUAUCUUGGCUGAAAUGAGCUGCCAAAAUGCUGCGAGCUCGGUCUCGAUCGUGUUAGCCUUUUUGUAUAUGAUGAUGACGAUAUAUACUUGAUCGAUGUACGUAUGUAUACAACGUGUAACGGCUUUAAUUUGCUACCACUGUAAAAGGAGUAUCUCACUCAUGUGGUCAUGUGUAAGCAUCUUGGAUUAGAGAUCGCUUGAUGCACUUCCAGCAAAAAGAAGAUGCUUUGUUUUAGGAAAAUGAAAGGAGAUGCUUUUGUACCA
Messenger RNA from Setaria italica (foxtail millet), 1545 nucleotides. RefSeq names its product photosystem II stability/assembly factor HCF136, chloroplastic. The coding region runs from base 106 to 1293 and encodes 395 amino acids. Gene Ontology annotation, molecular function: protein binding. Lineage: Eukaryota; Viridiplantae; Streptophyta; Magnoliopsida; Poales; Poaceae. The record is from RefSeq and is a predicted model, not a curated record. The transcript has 8 exons.